Rhizophagus irregularis DAOM 181602=DAOM 197198 is the source of this 2670-nucleotide messenger RNA. NCBI's taxonomy places the organism in Eukaryota, Fungi, Glomeromycota, Glomeromycetes, Glomerales, Glomeraceae. The record is from RefSeq and is a predicted model, not a curated record.
UAAUAUUUUAAAAAAAUUUUUUCUUUUACUCUCUUUUUUGAGAAAAAACUUAAUUAUCCUGAAAAAUUCUUUCUCUUAUUUCUUUUUUCAGUAUAUUUAUCAAUAUCAUUAUUCUCUUUUAACUUCCAUUAUUAUUUUACAAUCAUUUUCAUUUAUUAACUUUAUCUUUUUCCUUGUUACUGUUUAGUGUAUCAAUUUUUCUUUUGUCAUGACAACAUCUGAACAACAACAACCAGUUGAAAAUAACAGUGAUUUUGCUCCACCAUCAACUUUAGAAAGUCGAGCUAGAGCUUUCAGAGAAUUCCGCACUCGUGUGGCUCUCUUUAAUGGUUUAUUAACUACUGACCCAAAAGAACGUGCAAAUGCAUCUGAUAGAAUAACUCAAUUAUUAAAGAAUUUGGCAAAAGAAUCUUAUCCAUCUGAAACAGCUGGAACUGUAAUAUCAGCAUCUGGUGACAGGGAAAAUGUAUCUGGUGUUGACAGUGAAAAUUUUGGUUAUGUAAAUCAAAUGGAAUUUCAACGGAACGGGUUUCCGGAUGGAGCCAGUGAUCAUUCUCGAAGAAAUUCCGCUGAUGAAAAUUCUCCUGAUGAUAUAGAAAAAUCUGAGGAAGAAAGGAAGGAAUAUCUUAGAUUGCUUAUUUUGGCAAUGUUACGUAUGUCUAUCGAUUGUCCCUUCUCCGAUGUUAGAAAUUCUUUUAAUAGAUGUUUAAAGAGACUUAGGCAAAUGAACGUUCCGGUACCAUCACCAAUCAAUCCAUCUCCAUCUUUCUUUAUCGCACCUCAAGACAUAAUAACACUUGAAUGGCCAAUAGAAUAUACGAAUAGUACUCUUACAGAAAGUACUCCUCGUUCUAUAACCCCUUCUGGAUAUUCUACAUCUAGUUCAUCCUCAUCAUCUAAUUCAUCAUCAUUUUCCGAAGAAAUACCACGAGUAAUUCAACAACCAUUAACUCCAGCUACUCCUUUAUAUCCAACAAGUCCUCCUAGUUUACCAAUAGGCAGACAGCCUGAUGAUUUAGUUAGAAAGUUGAUGAUUGAUACUUUUAUUAAAUCAGCAAGAUUAAGCCAUUUUUAUCGAAUUUUGGCUUAUUUUCCUAGUUUUAUGGAAAGAUAUCAAGAAUCUUAUGAUGUUAUUAUAAGAGAUCCUAAUAAUGGGCCUGUACCUCUAAGUUGGAGAUUUUAUAUUGGAAUAAUGGCUGCGUCACAGUUUAAAUGUCAAUAUAUCGUUUCAAUACUCACAAAUGACUUUCUAAUGUAUGGAGGGAAUAUUGAUUGGUUACAAGGUCUUCAUCGUGUACCAGCAAAAAUCCGUAAUUUGGCUACACUAAAUACUAUAUUAGCAAAUCAACCAUGGCGUCUUGGACCAUCACAUAUUGGCGCAUUGGUUAAACGUUCACAAAACCCACAGGAACAAUGGUCGAUUGCUGAGAUUGUUCAUGUUAUUUUGAUAAUGAGCACUUUUCAUAGUUUAAGCAGUUAUGUAUUGGGAUGUGGAAUUGUCCCAGAAUAUGAUAGUGCCGGAGGUAAUUGUCCUUUUACUCCUAAUUCCCCUAUUGAAGAAUCUGGGAGUUCUAUUGGAGUUUUGAAUUCGGAAAAUAUUCCUGCGGAAGUUUUAUCUGGAUUAGGCGUUACAUUAGAAGAACAGCCUGAAGAAUCUGAUACUGUAAGCACUACUACGGAAUCAGUUAUAGCUUCAGACCCUAUUCCCAUUCCAAGCCAUACAAUUCGGGAACGCAAUGAUUUAGAAAUUAAUCAUACAAGUCAAUUAAUUAGACGAUUAAAUUUACGUAAUAGAGAGGAAAGAGAGGAAAGAGAACAAAUUAAUUAUGGAUCAGUAUCUAGUGAUGGUUCUUAUUCUUUUCCAAGAGUUCCUGGAUUUGACAAUGUUGAUGAGGAGACAUUUACGGACGAAACAGAUGUAGCAACAUACUCAUUUCCUCAAGAAUUUUUCUCAAACGCGAGUACUCCUCGUACUUUAUCAUUUAAUCCACCGCCCGCAGAAGAUUUUUCAAAGUUUCUUGAUCCAGAUGUAGAGAUGCAUUAUACAGACUUUUCUGUUAAUAGUUCUGAAUAUAGCGUAUUUAAAUUACAAGAUUAUUGUUGGGAAGAUCAGGGAGUAAUAAUGGUAAACAACUAUUUGCCGGAUAUAGGCGAAGUAUUAGAUCGAGAAUUUUCAGAAAUUCGAGAUUUUACUGAUUACAGUUUAUUCCAUUCAUACCGAUCUGAUUUGGAUACAACUCCACUUCGACAAGCAAUUUGGUACUAUGUCCAGCGAUUAUUCGGAUUAUACAAGGAUGAUUAUGAAUAUCGCGACAUUAAUACAUUUCUUAAUAAAAAGAUUAAAGCUUUUCUCAAGAAGGUUUGCUGCACACCUGAAGAGAUUAGAUAUAACGAUUGGAGGGGUGUAGGAUUUCGUUUACGCGAAGAAGAAAAAUGUCAUGUAAAUUUGAUUGCUGUCGAAGCACGUAAACAAGCAGAACUAGUUUAUGGAUUAUCAUGUGUUAUGAAAUGGGAAAAAGGGAAAGAAUGAUAUGGAUGGGGUCAUUGAUUCAUCCCAUCUGUUAAUGAAUGGAUAAAAUUCAGAAAUAGAAAAAAAAAACGUAACAUUUUUUUAGAUCUGUGGAUAUUUUUUUAGAUAGAAAAAAAAAACUAUUGAAAUUUAAAAUAAAA